Messenger RNA from Miscanthus lutarioriparius, 1779 nucleotides. Lineage: Eukaryota; Viridiplantae; Streptophyta; Magnoliopsida; Poales; Poaceae. The record is from the annotation of a GenBank genome assembly.
AUGGUGUCGGACGCCAGCAAGAAGAAGGCCGCGCAGAAGAAGGCGGCCGCCGCAGCCAAGAGGGGAGCCAAGGUCCCGGCCCCUUCCUCAUCUUCCUCCUCUGCCGCCGUUAAGGCCGUCGAUGCCGUCGCAGCGCUCAAGCUCUCCGAUCGCACCUGCACCGGCGUCCUCGCCUCCCACCCGCUCUCCAGAGAUAUCCACAUAGAGUCUCUUUCAUUAACGUUUCAUGGCCACGACCUUAUUGUAGAUUCUGAGUUGGAGCUCAACUAUGGGAGGCGUUAUGGUUUGCUCGGCCUAAAUGGCUGUGGAAAAUCUACUCUGCUCACAGCGAUAGGCUGCAGGGAGCUCCCUAUACCUGAACACAUGGACAUAUACCAUCUCACCCAUGAGAUCGAGGCUUCAGACAUGUCUGCACUACAAGCUGUUGUUAGUUGUGAUGAAGAAAGAGUGAAGUUGGAAAAGGAGGCGGAGAUUUUGGCUGCACAGGAUGAUGGUGGUGGUGAUGCUUUGGAUCGUGUAUAUGAGCGUUUAGAAGCGAUUGAUGCAUCAACUGCUGAAAAGCGUGCUGCUGAGAUAUUAUUUGGCUUAGGUUUUAACAAGCAAAUGCAAGCAAAGAAAACUCGAGAUUUUUCUGGUGGUUGGCGUAUGAGGAUUGCUUUGGCUAGAGCACUGUUCAUGAAUCCAACAAUCCUUUUGCUUGAUGAGCCCACGAACCAUCUAGAUCUUGAGGCAUGUGUCUGGUUGGAAGAGACGCUAAAGAAAUUUGACCGUAUACUUGUUGUCAUAUCGCAUUCCCAGGACUUUCUGAAUGGUGUGUGCACUAACAUCAUCCAUAUGCAGAACAAGAAGCUCAAGUUAUAUACUGGGAAUUAUGACCAGUAUGUUCAGACCCGCUCCGAGCUUGAAGAGAAUCAGAUGAAGCAGUUCAAGUGGGAGCAGGAGCAGAUUGCAUCAAUGAAGGAGUACAUUGCACGGUUUGGCCAUGGGUCAGCAAAGCUUGCACGUCAGGCUCAGAGCAAGGAGAAAACUCUUGCAAAGAUGGAGCGUGGUGGGCUCACCGAGAAGGUUGUUAGGGACAAAAUACUGGUCUUCCGCUUCACAAACGUUGGCAAGCUUCCACCACCAGUGCUUCAGUUUGUCGAGGUCACGUUUGGGUACACACCGGAUAAUCUCUUGUACAAGAAGCUUGACUUUGGUGUUGACCUGGACUCUAGGAUUGCACUGGUUGGUCCAAAUGGGGCAGGGAAGAGCACUCUUCUGAAGCUCAUGACUGGUGAGCUGGUUCCAUUGGACGGUAUGGUGAGGCGGCACAAUCACCUGCGCAUCGCACAGUUCCAUCAGCAUCUGGCAGAGAAGCUGGACCUGGACAUGUCAGCCCUGCAAUACAUGAUGAAGGAAUACCCUGGAAACGAAGAAGAGAGGAUGAGAGCUGCAGUUGGUAAGUUUGGGCUGUCAGGGAAGGCUCAGGUGAUGCCGAUGAGGAACCUGUCGGACGGGCAGAGGAGCCGUGUCAUCUUUGCGUGGCUGGCAUAUAGGCAGCCGCAGCUACUGCUGCUGGAUGAGCCAACGAACCAUCUUGAUAUCGAGACCAUUGACUCCCUAGCGGAGGCGCUGAAUGAGUGGGACGGCGGUCUGGUCCUGGUGAGCCAUGACUUCAGGCUGAUCAACCAGGUCGCUCAUGAGAUCUGGGUUUGUGAGAAUCAGGCAGUGACUAGGUGGGAAGGCGAUAUCAUGGAUUUCAAGGAACACUUGAGGAGCAAGGCUGGUUUAUCUGAUUAA